AUCACCGUGGAUAUUGCCGUGAUGGGCGAGGCCCACGGCCUCAUCACCGACCUCCUCGCAGACCCUUCUCUGCCCCCAAAUGUGUGCACAUCCUUGCGGGCCGUGAGCAACCUGCUCAGUACCCAGCUCACCUUCCAGGCCAUCCACAAGCCUAGAGUGAACCCCACGGUGACCUUCAGUGAGAACUAUACCUGCUCCGAUUCUGAGGAGGGCUUGGAGAAAGACAAGCUGGCCAUUUCCAAGCGCCUUAGAAGAAGUUUGCCACCAGGCUUGCUGAGAAGAGUCUCAUCAACUUGGACAACCACCACCUCUGCCACAGGUCUGCCCACCUUGGAGCCUGCACCAGUGCGGAGGGACCGCAGUGCCAGCAUUAAGCCGCAUGAAGCACCUUCAUCCAG
This is a messenger RNA of Psammomys obesus (fat sand rat), 398 nucleotides long. RefSeq names its product cGMP-inhibited 3',5'-cyclic phosphodiesterase 3A-like. Lineage: Eukaryota; Metazoa; Chordata; Mammalia; Rodentia; Muridae. The record is from RefSeq and is a predicted model, not a curated record. The annotation marks the transcript as partial. The transcript has 2 exons.